GCCUCUCUGCACACACUCAGGAAAGUGAAAGUAAACCUAGACUGAAUAAAAACUGCGUCAGAGCAGACACAGAGGACGGUUGUCUGAUAGAUCCAAAUCAUUUUAACUCUUCGCUGAUUUCUCCUCUAACAACAUGGACAAGUCAAACAGAAGAAUUGUCAUCUUGGGAUCUGGAGUUGGGAAAAGCAGCCUGGCUAACACCAUAUUUGGAGAGAAACUGUUCCAGAUCGGCCACACUGCCAACUCUGGAACAAGAAAAUGUGAAGCAAAGACCAAAUCUGUCAAUGGAAGAAGCAUCACUCUGAUCGACACGCCUGGUUUCUUUGACACAGAUAGAUCUGAGGAGAAGCUGAAGCCUGAGAUAGUGAGGUGUAUCGCAGAGUGCGCUCCUGGGCCUCAUGCUUUUAUCAUUGUGCUUAAAGUGGAGAAAUUCACAGAGCAGGAGCAGGCUGUCAUCAACAAAAUAAAAGAAUACUUUUCUGAAGAAGUCUUCAAAUAUGCAACAGUUGUCUUCACUCAUGGUGACCAGCUCCCUGAAGGACAGACAAUUGAGGACUUUAUCCAUCAGAACAAGCUUGUGAGUGAUCUGGUGAAGAAGUGUGGAGGUCGGUGCCACGUCAUUGAUAAUAAAUACUGGAACCAAAACCCAAAGCACGAAUACAGGAGCAACCAGCUCCACGUGGAGGAGCUACUUAACACCGUAGACAAGAUGGUGAUGGAGAACAAUGAAAGAUGCUACACCAACGAGAUGCUUCGAGCAGUAGAGAAGAAGAUAAUUCCAGCAUCCACAAAGCUUUUGACCAUACUGAAAUACAUUGUACAAGGUGGUAUAUUAGGAGGUUUAGUUGGUCUAGCUGCGAAUCGAGUUGCAUCUGCAACAACUGCAGUGGUAGUUGCUUUAAUGGGAGUAGUGAUAGGAGGUGCUGUGGGGUAUUUGAAGGUUAAGGAAUCAGACACUAAAGAGGAGACAGCAAAGAGGGCAGGAGAGGGUGAUUGCAUUUUAGAGCAGGCAUCUAAUAUAACCAUGGCUGAUGAUUACCAAUACCCUGUUUAUUUUGAUUGUGACAGCCUGCCCCAGGAUCAGAUUAGGAAAAUAGAGAAGUAUUUCCGUAUUCACCGCAAAUCAAACGGAGGAGACUGCGGAGCAUUGAGGAAUGUGCGGCAUAAAACUUACUGCGUCGCUUUCAAGCAUCAGAAAGAUCAGCAGGCAGUCCUGAAGAAAUCAGAACAUGUUGUGAAUGAUUUGGUGUUUUUUACUGUCCGAGACAGCCUCGAACCUUGCACCUCAUCUCCAAUCACCACUUCCACUACAAGCCGGGAUGGCACAGCUCCAGUACAGAGCCCACAGUCCUCUCCUACCUCAACACUUCCACUAAGUGGCGAAGAAUGCGAACUACAACUUGAUUUUUACCUCCUUCGUUACCUCAAGGAAUGUCCCAAGGCCGAGAAAGAUCUAGAGAGAGAACUCGCCUCUUUGGCCUGCUCUGCCAAGAUUUACCCAAUGGAGGGGAAGGCUGGCAUGGCUGUUGUAGUUGGGGAAUGUUCUCAGGUGAAGGCCAGGGUGAAGGAUGUAAUGGACUUGCUUGAGAGCACGAAACAAAGGUCAGGUGAGAAGCAAACCAGUCUUCGUAGACUAGGCGAAGCCAAGCUCCGUCUCCUCUGGAAAGAGAUUGAGCAGAGUUUGGGACGAGAUUAUCCAGGAGUGGAGGUCACGCAGAGAGAUGCAGGUCAAUUAGCUUUAGAAGGCCCUGUGGAGGAGAUUCUAAAGGCAGGAAAUAGGAUCUCUGAGAAGGAGAAUUUGGUGUUAAAAAGGAAAGUUUCUGACAUGAGCCCACUUGUUUUGGCCUUUCUAAGGAAGGCUUAUGGAGAUUCAGCCGGGCUAAGUGACUUUUUAGGGGUUGGUGACGAGGUGGAGGUCGAGUUACGAGACACAGGUCUACGUUUGUUUAGUCUCUCCGCUGAUAAAUUGGAUAACACGGAAAAAAAACUGAAAGAAGAAUUGAGGGAGAUCAAGAUCGAGGUCCCUAACUUCUCUGUUGUACCAUCUGAGCUUCGGGAAAAGCUGGAGUCCAAGACAAAUGAGAUGAACCAAGGGCAAUAUAGGGCUGAGGUCAUGUUUGGCUCAGACAGCAUGGUGUGCUUACUGGGCCACACCGAAGAGGUUGAAGAACUAAGUAAAGCUGUCACACAGUUUAUUUUGGACCAGUCUAGUGUUGAAAGCGCAGUGCAUGUGAGUGGUGCACAGAAAUUGGCAUCGUCGAGUCUGAGUGAAUUAAACACAACAGUUGCUAGCUACAUACUUUGUGAUGAGCUUCAGGUGCUUGUGUGUCAGGGUGACAUCACCAAACAGGAGGUUGAUGCCCUGGUGAAUGCUGCCAAUGAAGAUCUGGACCACUGUGGAGGUGUUGCUGCUGCACUGAGUAAAGCUGGUGGUCCUGAAAUACAGAGUGAGAGCAAUAGUUUAGUGAAGUGUAUGGGGAAAAUCCCUGUAGGUGAAGUUGUUGUGACCACAGGGGGAAACUUAAACUGCAAGAUACUACUUCACGCUGUUGGUCCUGUAGGUGAAAAAUCAGGUGUUAAAGAAAGGAUGUUAUUGGAAAAAACUAUCCACUCUGCUCUGAAUCUAUCAGAAAAGAUGGAGUUCCAGUCCAUAGCCAUUCCUUGUAUUAGCUCAGGGGCGUCUGGUGUUCCUGUCAAUGUGUGCUCUGAGGCUAUUGUAACUGCUGUUAAAGAGUUUGGCAGUCAGAGAGGUCGAAGUCUCAGCAGAAUCAUACUGAUUGAUAACAGCGAAGAGGUGGUAGGAGCCAUGCACGUAGCAUGUGAGAGGCUUCUCCGAGGGAUAAGCCUCGAAAACCAUGAACCAUUAAGAGGAGCCACUGCUGGAGCUCCUGGAGAUGGUGUCCAUCUAGAGAUCAUCCAGGGGACCAUUGAAACCCAGCAGGUGGAUGCUGUGGUAUCGCCCAUGGUUGGCCUUGAUCCUCUCUCAACCCGUGUUGGAAACAGUUUGUCGAACGUGGUUGGAUCUCAGCUGACUGCACGUUUCAGAAAGGAAGCAGGACACGAAACGCAGAUUGGUGAGACAGUCCUGGUAGAGGGCUUGUCUGGACUUCCAUCGAAGGCUGUGUUUUUCCUCGGCCUCAUUCCCUGGGACGACGACCAAGAUGGGACUGCAGUCCAGGUUCUGAGACUGGGCAUCAACAACAUCCUAACCUCCUGUGAGAGCAGAGGGUUUACUUCUGUUGCUUUCCCUGUACUCGGGGCCGGGAUUGCCCUGAAUUUCCCUGACAGUGUGGUAGCCAGGAUUCUGCUAGAGGAAGUUCACGUGUUCAAACAGACCCGCGAUAGCAGAACACCGUUGCUGGUCCGCAUUGUCAUCCAUCCCAAUGAUGAAGAGUCUAGUGAGGUGUUCGAGUCCGUCCAGAAAGCUUUCCAACUGACAGGAUUCAAAAACCACGUUCACCAAACAGACCAAGUGUCAACUCCAAAGAGGAUCGUCCUGCUUGGAAAAACAGGAUCGGGGAAAAGCAACCUAGCUAACACCAUAUUUGGGGAGGAUGUGUUCAAGAUCUGUCAUACUGCCAACUCUGGAACAGGAAAAUGUCAAGCAGAAACAAAGUCUGUCAAUGGAAGAAACAUCACGUUGAUCGACACUCCUGGUUUCUUUGACACAGAUAAACCUCAGGAGGAUUUAAAGCCUGAGAUAGUGGGGUGUAUCACAGAGUGCGCUCCUGGGCCUCAUGCUUUUCUCAUUUUGCUUAAAGUAGAGAAAUUCACAGAGCAAGAGGAGGCUGUCAUCCACAAAAUAUGCCAAUGUUUCUCUAAGGAUGCGCUAAAAUAUGCUGUAAUUGUCUUUACUCAUGGGGACAACCUCCCUAAAGGCGAGAAAAUUGAGGACUUUGUGAGCAAGAACAAGAAUCUGAGUGAUCUGGUGAAAAAGUGCGGAAACCGGUGCCACGUCAUUGAUAAUAAAUACUGGAACAACAAGCAGCAAAAUAACUACAGGAGCAACCAGUUCCAGGUGGAGGAGCUGCUUAAGACAAUAGAUGAGAUGGUGAUAGAAAGCAAUGGAGACUACUACAGGAACGAGAUGCUUCAAAGAGUGGAGAAAGAAAUACAGAAAGAGGAAGAACGCAUAAAGCAGUCGUCGCAAAACAUGCCAGCGGAAGAGAUCAGGAAAGAGGCUAAAACCAGAGUGUCUAAGAGAUUUCUAAUGCAACUGACAGGUACUACAGUAGGAGCAUUAUUAGGAGCUUUUUUUGGUCUAGCAGCAAUGGUUGGACUAGUUGUCACAGCUAUGAACAACUGUGCUGCAUUAAUGAAACUUGUGAAAAAUCCAGCAGGAGCAGUAGGUGCAGCUGCAGCAGCAACAGCAGGAGAGGUAGGAGUAGUCGUUGCUGGCGUGUUCACUGCGGCUGCAGCAGCAACAGGGGGAGCAGUAGGUGGUAUGAUUGGAUAUGACGCAGCUGAGGAAGCAGAAUCACUAUCAGAGGCAGCAGAAAUGGCAUAUCAUGCGGUCAUCAAAACAGGGAAAGACGCAUUAAAGCGACUAUAGCCAAUAUUUUCAAAACAAAGUUCAGUCAAAUCAAAUGAUAAUCUGGUUUUCUGUGCUGUGCAAUCAUGCUCGUGACAAUGAGCCACGUUAACAUUUAUUUUUUUGUUCAUUUUCCGUUUGGCCCUGUUUUUGAAGCUAAAAAACAAGGUUGAUAAAAAUGUUCUGAAAACCAGAAAACCAAAACGAUGAGCUUAAAGUCCGUGUAAAGUCAGAAUAAAUGUGCUCUGAGCUUGUCAGACCAAAGAAGAAAGUGUUACUAACCACCCAGCCAAAUUUGAAUAAGUAAAAACAUCGACACGUUUAUGAAAUUAGAUGUCAAAAUUCUCAGCUCAGAUUAAUUAAUCACCAUUUCUCUACUCAGGGUGGCCUCGGCGUGUCAUCGAGCCACCCUUCAAGGACCGCCCACAAAAUCCUGAGACUGAAAACUAGUGAAAAACUUCUUGUUCUUCAAAGUCUUUUCACGUGUUUUCAGCAACUGUUUUCCAACAUAUUUAAUGGGUUUUAAAAGAAAUCUCAGAAGUUCUUUUACAUGGACUUUAAAGAGGUUAACAAAGGUGGAAGGGAACUGCAGGGUGAUGAAGCUUUGGGGGAUACUGUUCAGACUAGCUUUAAUUACAGAAUGAAUGAAAACCAGAUAAGCAGGUGGAGGGAAAUGUUCAUUUUAAGGCAAAUCUCUGUUGUUACUUACUUGUAAUGUAUAAAAUGAAUGUGUAUAUGUAAAAUAUUAACUUGAUUAACUCAUUUAACUUCAAGAUGUUGGGUAUAUUUUUCCACUGAUCUCUUUCUCUGUAAUGAGCUCGUUUGUUUGUUACAAAUAAACUAUAAAAGCAUUGAAUGCUCACAA
Messenger RNA from Larimichthys crocea (large yellow croaker), 5396 nucleotides. RefSeq lists its product as uncharacterized. Bases 134 to 4552 code for a protein of 1472 amino acids. The transcript has 10 exons. The record is from RefSeq and is a predicted model, not a curated record. NCBI's taxonomy places the organism in Eukaryota, Metazoa, Chordata, Actinopteri, Sciaenidae. Gene Ontology annotation, molecular function: GTP binding.